Messenger RNA from Oncorhynchus kisutch (coho salmon), 3467 nucleotides. RefSeq names its product zygotic DNA replication licensing factor mcm6-B. Gene Ontology annotation, molecular function: single-stranded DNA binding; ATP binding; single-stranded 3'-5' DNA helicase activity. Gene Ontology annotation, cellular component: nucleus; MCM complex. Bases 104 to 2860 code for a protein of 918 amino acids. Gene Ontology annotation, biological process: mitotic DNA replication; DNA replication initiation; double-strand break repair via break-induced replication. NCBI's taxonomy places the organism in Eukaryota, Metazoa, Chordata, Actinopteri, Salmoniformes, Salmonidae. The record is from RefSeq and is a predicted model, not a curated record. The transcript has 17 exons.
UUCACUUUCUUUCCCACAGCGUGCGUUAUACAGUCAAAAGGAGACGGGAGUGACUUUAGAACUAUUUCAUAUAUUAAUAUUUUAGUUUUAAUCCAGUGAAAAUAUGGAUCUUGUACAGCCGACUCAGGAGAAUGCGGGACAGAUGGUGAAGGACGAGUUGGCAGAGAAAUGCCAGAAGCUUUUCCAGGCUUUCUUAGAAGAGUACCAGACAGCAGACGGUGAGGUGAAGUAUGUCCGUGAUGCUGAGGAGCUGAUCAGGCCAGAGAGAAACACUCUGCUGGUCUCCUUCACUGAUCUGGAAGGAUUUAAUCAGGAACUGGCAACCACCAUCCAGGAGGAGUUCUACAGAGUGUAUCCCUUCCUUUGUCGUGCGGUGAGGAACUUUGCUAGGGAUCAUGGGAAUGUCCCAGUGAAUAAGGAGUUCUACUUGGCCAUUCAGGACCUGCCCACCAGACACAAGAUCCGUGAGCUGUCCUCCCUGCGUAUCGGCUCUCUGGUGCGGAUCAGUGCACAGGUAGUGAGGACGCACCCCGUACACCCAGAACUGGUGAGCGGGACGUUCCUGUGUCUGGACUGCCAGGGGGUGUGUCCGGACGUGCCCCAGCAGUUCAAGUACGCCCCGCCCACCGUCUGCAGGAACCCCGUCUGCAGCAACCGCGCUCGCUUCCACCUAGACACACACCGUUCCAAGUUCAUCGACUUCCAGAAGGUGCGUAUCCAGGAGACCCAGGCAGAGCUGCCCAGAGGGUCCAUCCCCCGCUCUCUAGAGGUGAUUCUGAGGGCUGAGGCUGUGGAGACGGCCCAGGCCGGAGACCGCUGUGAUAUCACUGGCUCACUGAUAGUGGUUCCCGACGUCUCCCAGCUCAGCACCGCAGGUGUGCGAGCAGAGACCAGUUCCCGUGUAGGAGGGAGACAGGGUUAUGAGAACGAGGGCCUUCGCGGUCUUAAAGCCCUGGGUGUCAGAGAGCUGUCCUACAGACUGGCCUUCCUCGCCUGCCAUGUGGCUCCUACCAACCCCAGGUUCGGAGGGAAGGAGCUGCGUGAUGAGGAUCAGACGGCAGAGAGCAUCAAGAGCCAGAUGUCAGUUCAGGAGUGGGAGAAGGUGUUUGAGAUGAGCCAAGACAAGAACCUCUACCACAACCUCGGCACCAGUCUGUUCCCAACUAUACACGGUCAGUACUACACUGUUACUACUACUACACCACUACCAUAUUACUACAACAACCUCAGCACCAGCUUGUUCCCAACUAUACACGGUCAGUACUACACUGUUACUACUACUAUACUACGACACCACUACCAUAUUACUACAACAACCUCAGCACCAGCCUGUUCCCAACUAUACAUGGUCAGUACUACACUGUUACUACUACCAUGUUAUUACCACAGCCUUUGCAUGUGGUAUUCUGUGUGUGUGUGCAAUGUGUGUAUAAUGUGUGUUUGUGUAGGUAACGAUGAGGUGAAGCGUGGUAUCCUGUUGAUGUUGUUUGGGGGUGUUCCUAAGACCACCAUGGAGGGAACGUCUCUCAGAGGAGAUGUCAACGUCUGCAUUGUCGGAGACCCCUCUACCGCCAAGAGCCAGUUCCUCAAGCAUGUGGAGGAGUUCAGUCCCAGGGCUGUGUAUACCAGUGGGAAGGCCAGCAGUGCAGCAGGUUUAACAGCAGCUGUGGUUCGAGACGAGGAGUCACAUGAGUUCGUCAUCGAGGCCGGCGCGCUCAUGCUCGCUGACAACGGUGUGUGUUGUAUCGAUGAGUUUGAUAAGAUGGAGACCAGAGACCAGGUGGCCAUCCACGAAGCCAUGGAGCAACAGACCAUCUCCAUCACUAAAGCUGGAGUCAAGGCCACUCUGAAUGCCCGUACGUCCAUCCUGGCGGCUGCUAACCCAGUCGGUGGUCGCUACGACCGCAGCAAGAGUCUGAAACAGAACGUCAACCUAUCAGCUCCCAUCAUGAGCCGCUUCGACCUCUUCUUCAUCCUAGUGGACGACUGCAAUGAGGUGACAGACUAUGCCAUAGCCAGACGUAUUGUGGAUCUGCACUCUCGCAUUGAGAACUCAGUAGACAGACUCUACUCUCUGGAUGAGAUCAGAAGAUACCUGCUCUUCGCCCGGCAGUUCAAACCCAAGAUCUCUGGUGAGUCAGAGGAGUUCAUCGUGGAGCAGUACAAACGGCUGCGUCAGCGCGAUGGCUCUGGGGGCGUGGCCACAUCUGCCUGGCGAAUCACAGUGAGGCAGCUGGAGAGCAUGAUCCGCCUUUCUGAGGGGAUGGCCCGCAUGCACUGCUGUGAUGAGGUCCAGCCAAAGCACGUCAAGGAGGCAUUCCGCCUGCUCAAUAAAUCCAUCAUCAGAGUGGAGACACCUGACAUCAACCUGGACCAGGACCAGAACCAGGAGAUGGAGGCGGAAGAGGAGGGAGAGAACGGUCAUGACGUUCCUAACGGAGUGAAUGACCAGGAUAACGGGCAGGUGAACGGCCACACCCACGGAGUUACCGGCCAAACCAACGGUGUGAAUGGUCACGCUGACAGCAGCUCCAGGCCCUCGCUGCGUCUCACCUUCCCAGAGUACCGCCGCAUAUCCAACCUGCUGGUGCUGCACCUCCGCAGGGCCGAGGAGGCUGAAGAGGAGGAGGAGUUGAAGAAGAGUGCAGUGAUCAACUGGUAUCUGAAGGAGAUGGAGUCAGAGAUUGACUCAGAAGAGGAACUCAUCAACAGAAAGAGCCUCAUAGAGAAGGUCCUGCAUAGACUAGUGCACUAUGAUCAUAUCCUGAUUGAGCUGUCUCAGGGGGGGCUGAAAGGGUCAGAGACAGAGACACAGGAAGAAGUUCUAGUCGUUAACCCCAACUACACUCUGGAGGACUAGACUAUUCUCAUCCCUCCUUUCUCCCCUCUAACUCCCUUCUCUUUCUAUGGGUUUAUGUCAGACUCCAAUUCAAGACUCUUGAAGCUGUUUUUAUUGAACAUUGAUCUGUGUAAUGACAUUUUAAACUUGUGGUAAGGUUUCAUUUCAUUCCUGCUUUGUAGACUUUUUCACAACUCUAGCCUGUUUAAAAAAUUUUUAUUUUGUAUUAUUGUAGCCAGGUGAGUAAUGUAAAUAUGUUGCCCUGAUUUCUCCAGAGCGUUUGCUGGCUUAUGGCUGUUGAAGUUUGUGCGUGUCCUCAGUUAACUUAAUGUUAAUCCACUGACUGUACCUCCCAUGUUAAAUGUAUGCAUACAACAAAAUAGACACAAAUGAAAGUCUGCCUUUGAUGCAUAUGUUUUAUAUAAAAAAUACAAAAUAAGUGAGAAAAACAAAGAGAAGAAAAAUCAAAUGUUUGAUGCUGUUAAUGCCCUCCCUGUGGCCGGUGGUGUUUCACUGACCUCGUUAGAUAUGUCUCUGCAUCUUAGCUGCUGUGUGAAUGGCUGUACUGUGUUUAUACUGCGCUGGUCUCGUCAUUUAAUAAAGGACUGUCUUCUCCAUGUGAUUCACA